Pygocentrus nattereri (red-bellied piranha) is the source of this 3271-nucleotide messenger RNA. RefSeq names its product ring finger protein, transmembrane 2 (gene rnft2). Gene Ontology annotation, biological process: positive regulation of ERAD pathway. The coding region runs from base 180 to 1511 and encodes 443 amino acids. Lineage: Eukaryota; Metazoa; Chordata; Actinopteri; Characiformes; Serrasalmidae. Gene Ontology annotation, molecular function: ubiquitin protein ligase activity. The transcript has 11 exons. The record is from RefSeq and is a predicted model, not a curated record.
CGUCAGAGGGCGCGGCUGUGAUUGGCUCUCCGGGCUCCACGCCUCCGGAAAGGGUCGUUGUCCAAGCCGCUCCGUUAGCUCUUUUAGCUGUAGCUGGCUGAGGCGGUUUGCUUGCAGGCUGGUCAGUGCUAUGAGGGCCGAGAUGAUGAUUUACAUCUUCUGGUGACAAAGUUGGCGCCAUGCAGAGACGCCACAGCAGCAACACGGACGGCAUGCCGCCUGAAAGGAACAGGAGUCAAACUCUAGGGUCGGAGAGCAGCCUGGAUGAAGGAGGGGUAUUCGAUUGCCUGAAGCCAGACUCACCCACCUCUCCCCAGCAGCUCUUCUCUGGGCUGGUGGGGGUCUCUGCUGGCACUGUAACCUCAGCCCCCUUCCAGGCUGCUGGACUCGUCCUGGGAUCUCCUCCAGAGGUCUUCAUCCAAAUGACUGCCUCGUCCAGGGAGGAAGGCCCUCACCGGGCAGAGAGCACGCCUUACCAUCCCCGCCCUCCACAGCACCACCAUCACCAUCACCACCAUCAUUUCCACCAGUCUGGACAGCACCGCUCCUCCCUGCUCCAUUCUGCCUCCUCAACUGAGAGACAUGGUAGCAGAGAUGAUGGAGGUGAUGAGGCCUCCGCCCCUGCUCCUGCUCUCUCUGAGCUCAAAGCUGUGGUCACAUGGCUGCAGAGAGGACUGCCCUUCAUCCUCAUCCUCCUCGCUAAAGUCUGCUUCCAGCACAAACUUGGUAUUGCUGUAUGCAUCGGCAUGGCCAGCACAUUUGCCUUUGCUAAUUCUACUCUAAAGCACCAGGUGUCACUCCGAGAGGAGAGGUCUGUUUUCAUCACUCUGUGGAUCCUGCUGUUUCUGGCAGGCAACAUUGUCUAUGUGUACUACACUUUCAGUGCUGAGGAGCUCUACAACAGCCUUAUUUUUGCCAAGCCGAACAUCAGCAGCUAUGAUUUCUUCGAUCUGAUCUGGGUGGUUGGAAUCACAGACUUUGUACUGAAGUACAUCACCAUUGCUGUCAAGUGCCUCGUUCUCUUCCUGCCUAAGAUCCUCCUUGCAUUCAAAUCAAGAGGGAAGCUCUAUUUGCUGAUCGAGGAGCUGAGUCAACUGUUCCGGGCUUUGGUUCCCAUCCAGAUGUGGUACAAGUACAUCAUGGGGGAAGAUCCAUCCAGCAGCUAUUUCCUGGGUGCAUCGUUGAUUAUUAUCUACAGCCUUUGCAAGUCGUUUGAUCUUUGUGGGAGAAUAUCAGGCAUUCGGAAAGCAUUCGUUGUUCUGUGUAGCUCUCAGACGUAUGGUAUGAGAGCCAGCAGUCAGCAGUGCAGUGAAGCAGGAGAUGUGUGCGCGAUCUGCCAGGCUGAAUUCAGAGAGCCAAUCGCUCUGCUCUGCCAGCACGUGUUCUGUGAGGACUGCCUUUGUCUGUGGUUCGACCGUGAACGAACCUGUCCGCUGUGCCGUGCAGUAGUUGUGGAGACGCCUCGCAGCUGGAAGGACGGCACCACCUCUGCUCACUUUCAGAUCUACUGACCACAGCGAGUAUCCGGCACAGCGAGCUGGUGGGCUGGGAGGGGAACACAGUCGGUGCACAAGGAUUUUUUUAUAAUGUAUUAUGAUGCCUGGCAAAAGUACCAUCCUAAUCUGUCCUUGCUGACCAUGAAACUACUACUAUGUACGCGACUCAGAGGUCAUGACUUUUUGAUUUCGUAUAUUUUAUUCAUGUGGAAAUGAGUGGAAUUUGAGUGAAGUAUUACAUGAAUGAAUGAAGUACAUUCAGUGCAUCACCUUAUUUUCAGUUUCUGAUAUUAUAAAAUAUGAUUGUUUUAUUUAUUUAUCCAUUUUAACAUGGACUGUGCCGUCCACAGCUGUUGCAAGUAAUAAAGCCCAGAUUUGAUUACUCAAAACUUUUCCACUUAACUGGGGGAAUCAAAUGAAAAAAGUGAAAAUAUGUUGACAGAUCCUCUACAGACGACGUAAAUAUGGAACUUUUUGAACAGUUUUACAGAAGUUCAGAGAGGUCAUGAGCUGUUGCUAUCUUGAUGCACCAAGGUAAGUAACUCAUGAUCUCAAGAUAACAACUUUGCUGUCUUGAGAUCACAAGAUAAUUGACUUGUUAUCUUAAGAUAAUCUUGAGAGAGUCUUAAUCUCGAGAUAACAAAAAACAAAGAAGUUGUUAUUUCAAGGUAACAGUUUUGCUAUCUUGGAAUAACAGGAUAAUUAACUCAUCUCAAAAUAACAAUCCAGAAAAUUAUAACUGCCUCAUGGCCUCUCUAGACUUCUGUAAAUUUAUAUAUAUAUAUAUAUAUAUAUAUAUAUAUAUAUAUAUAUAAUAAAAUAACGUGCUAUGUUUGUAUAGGUUUGUACAUUCUAAUUUGUUAAAUUCAGUAAAUAAAAGUAAUUCUGUGUCCUCUGUAGAGGAUAAUCUUAUUUUCACCUAAUAAAAAACAACACAUCAUGUCAUCGAACACAGAAAAAUCCACUAAACAGCCAUUCUAUCCAUUCUAAACAGCAAACCUCACUCAUUAGCUCCCUUCAAGUCUACGUAAAUAGCCCUGAUGUGUCUCCCUCUUGUUUAUAAUGCUUCCACAAAACAAAGGUAAAAAUUCUUGUCACUGGGGUGGUCCGCUCUCAGUACCUUCAGUCAGCGAACAUAACUGUACCAAAAUCCAUUGAAAUCAUAUUUUCUAAGUUGUAUCGACUCCACACCCCCCGUCUCAUCUCCAGCCUUUUUAUUUUAUUGCUCCGUUUUAAAUCAUUAGAUUAUGAAAAAGUACAAAUGUGUACUUUUCACCUGGACAGAGUUAUUUAAGCUGCAUAAUUGGACCUUAAAACCACUGCUGUACCUUUUGAGGAUACAUUUACAUUGUUUGUACCUUGAUGAACGAAAAAUGUACCUGCGCAGAACCUUUAUUACUGACAGUGAAUGCUAGUGGCUGGAAUCUUAACUUGACGUAAUGUCAAAUGUGGCAUCGUCCUUUUUUUAUUCAUUGAUGAGUCAUUUUUGUAUGACAGGCCUAUUAACUUUGUCUGUGCACUGGGGACAGUAAGUAAAUCCACCACUGUUAUUGCGGUACAUAACAUAAUACAUCUUCACUGAAUAAAGAAAAGCCUCUUUGUUAUGUAUCGUUGCCCUCUGCUGUUGCAGCCUAUUCCCAAGCAGCACCACAACACGGGGCUUUUAAGCCAAAAUGAGUUAAAUGGCACUGUAAUCUAGGAUGAGUUGCAUGGUAAUGUAUGAUUGUAUGACAUUAUCACUUGUGAUAUUAAAGCUCUUUCAGUAAAACGCUUCA